This is a messenger RNA of Corapipo altera (White-ruffed manakin), 5623 nucleotides long. It is a transcript of the gene ACOT9, whose product is annotated as acyl-CoA thioesterase 9. The transcript is spliced from 13 exons. Gene Ontology annotation, molecular function: fatty acyl-CoA hydrolase activity. The coding region runs from base 1497 to 2642 and encodes 381 amino acids. Gene Ontology annotation, cellular component: mitochondrion. The record is from RefSeq and is a predicted model, not a curated record. Lineage: Eukaryota; Metazoa; Chordata; Aves; Passeriformes; Pipridae. Gene Ontology annotation, biological process: acyl-CoA metabolic process.
AUUCUGGUUUUGUACUUAAAUUGUAAUUAAAAUUAUUAAUCUGUUCCUUGUUAAAUGUAGUCUAGAUGAAGUUGUGGACAUUUCAGAAAUAGAUAAACAUUUCUCAGAAUGUUUAGGGCAGGUGUUAGUUAAUAAUUAGGUGAAUUAUUGUUACUGUAUGACUAAUACUGCAGUGUGUAACAGUAUUUGUUUGUUGAAAAAUGUUACUGCGUUGAGCCCCAUACUUCUGUAUAUUGAAGUGCAAAUUCUGAAGUGGAAGUCAAGAAGAGUUCUGCUGCUGACCUCAAAGGAGCCAGGAUGGGACUGGUGAAAACAGAAUAUAAUCGAAUUUUUAUUGUUCGGUUUCUUUGUGUUUGUAGACAAAUUUCUGAUGUACUCUUUGAUUAAUUUCUCUUAAACCUUUCACUGAGAGACCUUGGAAAAAAGUUUUUUAAAAAGCCUGAAGGUGAAUUAUCUUGAAUGUUACAUCUUUCCUUAAUCAUCUCAUAUAUUCUAUUUCUAUGCCGUGGCAUAAUUUCAAACAUUAACCCUCUGGAGGAGGUUGUUAUCUUUCUGUUUCCUCUGAACUCUGUGGUAGUCAUGUUGCCAAGAAUAGGUAAACCAUAUCUCUUGUUUAAAACAAACAAACAAAUUAAACUAACUGAAGUUUUCUGCUAGACUUUUACUCUCUUUGAUUAUGGAUUAUUCAUAUUUCCCAAAAACUUAUUAAACAGAAAAGAGAGAAUAUAAAUAUGGUGAAGCUUGACUUUCUGAAAUAAAACUCAAACCAAGUAAGCCUGCAUCUUAAAUUGCUAAUACCCAGAAUUCAUCCAAAGUCAAAACUUAAGACAAAUUUUCUUUUUGGUGAAAAGGUUCUCUCUUUCUCCCUUUCUUCCUUUCCCCCCUCUCUCUCUUUCCCUCUCUCUUUCCUCUCUGGUUUUGUUAAACACAGUGUCACUGAUCUCAGCAGUGCAGCUUGCACUAACUGAAGGAAUGAUGCAUAUCCAGAAGUUUAACGUUGGUUGCUUGGUGUUUUAUGCCUUGCCUUGCUCUAUGAAAUGGAUCCAUAGUUUUGCAUACUCCUUGGAGGUGUUGCAUGUUUAACCCUUAGGUUUUUAAUAGAUUCUAGGGAUGUUAUGAAAUAUUUGCUUUAUUUGGUUAGGUUGCACUUUUAAGAGGAGGGAACUUUGGUGGAACAGGUAAGAGAGAACAUUGGGCAAGACUGUUACAUCUUGUAGAUACCUGUGCAAGGAACCAGCUUGAUAGAUUGCAGAGAAGUGACAGUAAGUUGGCCCUUAUUUGACUGUGAGAGUUGCAGCCCCUCUGAUUUGGUGGUGCUGGAAAAGUAGCUCUAAAGGAGCAGUGCUCCCUUCUCUGUAUUGUUUCUUUCUGUAACUUUUCUGUAUAGUCGUAAGAUAUCUGGGUAGGAAGAGAGAGAGAGAAAGAAAUAGGUUAGUUUUCCCUGUCUUUUAGCUUGCUGUAUGAACUGAUGCUGUAAAGGGGCAACUCACCUGUGGAUGAUAGCAAAUCUUAGCAGUGAUCAUGUGCAAGCAAUGCAAGAAAGAAAAGCUCUUCAUACUUUACUGGCAAAACAUCAGGAAGAUCUCCCUCCCAGAAGAAUGAAGGACAGCUACUUGGAAGUUAUUCUACCUCUAGGAAGUCAGCCUGAAAUAAGAGAAAAGUACCUGAAUGUACACAACAGUGUAAGAUUUGGAAGGAUCCUUGAAGAUCUCGACAGUUUAGGAGUUCUUAUUUGCUACACUCACACCAAGCAGGAAAUGCAACCAAAGUCUCCCUUAUCCAUAGUCACAGCUCUGGUGGAUAAAAUCAAUUUGUGCAAGAAGAUUAUAUAUCCAGACUGUGACAUCAAAUUCACAGGCAAUGUUUCUUGGGUUGGGAAGACCUCAAUGGAAGUGACGAUGCACAUGCUGCAGCUACAUGAUGGUGAUUACAGCCCUGUGUUAGAUGCAACCUUUGUCAUGGUGGCCCGGGACCCAGAGAAUAAACGGCCAGCAUUUGUUAAUCCACUCGUUCCUGAGAGUCCUGAGGAGGAAGAAAUCUUCAAGCAAGGAGAAUUGAACAAGCUGAGGAGGAUUGAAUUCAGCACUGCUUCCUUACUGAAAAUGGCUCCCACUGCAGAAGAAAGAAACAUUGUGCAUGACAUAUUCCUUCAUACUUUGGACACAAAGACAGUAAGUUUCCGGAGUCGUAAAUUACCGCCCAAUUCAGUGUGGAUGGAAGAUACAAAGCUAAAAGGCCUACAGAUUUGCCAUCCUCAGGAACGGAACAUCUUCAAUAGAAUCUUUGGGGGUUUUCUCAUGAGAAAGGCAUUUGAACUGGGAUGGGCAACUGCUUGCAGCUAUGGGGGUUCCAGACCCUUUAUUGUAUCUGUUGAUGAUAUCAUGUUUCAGAAGCCAGUUGAGAUUGGAUCCUUAUUACUGCUUUCUGCACAGGUCUCUUACACAGAAAAAAACUACAUCCAGAUUCGAGUGCACAGUGAAGUUUAUGAUGCAAAUACCAGGGAGCACCAUACUACCAAUAUCUUCCAUUUUACAUUUAUAUCAGAAAAUGAGGUCCCACGGGUUGUACCUAAUACAUAUGGAGAGUCCAUGUUGUAUUUAGAUGGGAAGCGACACUUCGAUGCAGUCAUGAAAGAAAUCUGACAGGCACUGGGUGCUGCAUCAGCAGUGUAGCAGCACUGUCUUGGAAAGAAUGGCUAAAGGACAGGUGCUUGCAAUACUCAAAAAACCCCCCAACAACCACCCAAAACGAAACCAAACCAUAACAAACCCAAACUCCGCAACAAACCCUGCCUUUUUAGUGCUCUUUAUGUAUUUGCAUAUAUUUGGAUUUUUUAUUGUUUGCUACUAGAAUUUGUUGAAAUCUACUUUUACAUGCCAAUGCUACAAAAAAAGGCUGAAAAAUACAGUUUUGGCUUUAGAUAGCUUCUGUUUUUCUACUUUGAGAGAUCUCAUUACAACCUUUGCCGUCUUGUCACCGUCGCCUUUGUUCCCUUAGUAGCUCUCCUUUGUGUUUCCCUGAUAAUGGAUAGAAGUUCUGUCAGAAAAAUGUGUGCAAUAAGUAGAUGCACCCAGGUGGAGCAAUUUGAGCUACAUUCUUGUUUGAAUUAGCUUUAAGGUCAUCAUUUUUUUUUAACAGGGACACAUGUAUCUAGGCAGCAGCAUAGGCUCAGAAGUUACUACUGUGUGCACAAUGUAAAGCAGGUGUUUCCCAUCAGUGGAGAUUUUACAAGGUUAUUGCAGCUUCUGUUUUGGAUGGAUUCACAUUCCCUUGGGAGGAAACUGAUUUUUGCAAUGAAAUGAGGUGGACAGGUGGUAUCUUCUGGCAUUCUGUUCGUGUACAGCCAGUCCUUGCCAGCCUCUUCUAACUUUUGUUAGUUUUAAUAUAUAAUAGUAAGUCAGUUCCUUAGUGAUUUAUUUCUCAUGUCCUGGAGACUAGAGAUCUGAUUGGUAGGAUUGGGUGGGACUGGGAAAUGGCAUUGUAGAACAGAACAUUUUGGUUUAUUAAGGAUCAGGAACAAAAAAGGUAAAAUGCUGCUCAAAUGAUAAUGGCAAUGUUUGAUGCUGGAGUUAGGGGUCUAAAGAAUCUUUGUUGAGCAGCUGCUGAAUGGUGGGAGGAUCUUUAACCCACUGAGGGGUGGUACAGCUAGAGGACAGCCUCCCCCUCAGCUGGAUUAUUUACCUGGUUCCUUGGGGGACUGAAAUGCAGUAUGAGUAUUGCAUAGGUUGGCAAGUUUACCUGUGAAGGACAGAGUACUCUCCUACCACAGAGGGGACUCUAUGGUGGACAUAACUAUGGCAACAGGAAGUAAUAGGAAGAAAGUAAUGGAUACUGAAGUGCUUCUGAUGUAAUGUAGAAAGUUUUAAUAAUCUUGAGUAUCUGGUAGAUACAGCUCAACAUCUUGAAAUCAGGAAGGUGAGGGGAUGGGAGGCAUCAACUUUUAGCAGUGAAUAUAAUUAUCACAAGCACAAAACUAGACCUCUGAUACCUUCACAUCAAGACUGAUAUCCUGUUUGAUCAAGACACACAAAGAGGAGUUUGGCUCAGUGGUAGUUAAAUGGAUGACAUGUGAUGCCUUAUGAUACACAAAAACAGACUCUGACUUUAGAUAACAGGUUGAUAAAAUAAAGCAUCAUGUUAUGCUUUUGUUUCUGAGUAAGAAAAUCUGAGAAAUUCAUAAUUAGGACCAGUUUCCUUUGGUGCUAGGAUGGCAUGAAGUUCCUGGCUCCUGACAGCUGAUUGCUGUUCCUGUCAGGGUGAGCAUUGUAAUAACCAGCAAGUUGCACAUCAGCCUUUUCUUUCUAAGACUUGGCUGCUGUUACUGAGGAGUGGGAUCAACAGCUUUCCAGUGGAGGCACAGGGGUGUUGCCUGUUCAGAUCAAUGCAUUGCCAUGAUAGUAACUUCUUGGUUCCUUCUGUAGGGUUUCUCUCUUCAGCCAUACUCCAGUGCUGACCCAGCUGUAUGAUUUUAUAAUCUUUUUCUUUAACGGUUUUGAUGCUGUGGAGAUAUGUUGUAUUUUAUGGGCUUCUGCCUUUUAAAACUCUUUGGAAACUCAAUAUACUUGACUGACUACACAAAUAAAAAACUGAAAUUCUGUCUCAGCUUCUUCCCCCCUCACUGCAGGGAUCAAUGUUCACUGUUAAAAAAUAAAUGGGAAGGUGGCACGUGGAGGGAUCUAUUUCAGAACUGUGUAUUACUCCUGACUAGCUGCAGGUUUUUAUUAUUGACCCAGUGGUCCUAUUUGGGUUGCUUUUUUAUAACACUUGUAAGUUAAGGGGAUACAAAGUUCUUCCUCUACUGCCUUUUCAGCUGCAUUUAAAAAAAAAAUAAUUAUCAUAAUUUCUGAAUUCAGCCUUUGGGAAGGGAUGGGAGAGGAGAAAAGGUAAUAGAGUAGGGAGGAAGGCAUGACAUCAGAACCUCUGGACACAGUGAAGAAGAUGAAUCCUUCAAAUUACGAUGCUUAGAAAAAGUGUGUUAUCAAACUUCAUGAUAAUCACAUGCCACAAUGACAGCAUUUACAGAAAUGUAUGUACAGACAUACUGAAUGUGUGUGUAUAUAUAUACACAUAUGUAAAAGAUACUAUAUGUCUUUCUGUUUAUUACUAUAUAUAUGAGCUCAUGCAUUUUUUACUCUGAGAAGGUAACUCCAAGUUGUCACCUCUCUGGUGAUAGGCUACAUGUGUCUUUGUUCAAGGGUAUGCAUGCUGCUUUAUACCUUUGUGUGUGAGAGAAAAUUGUUCUCAGAUCUCAGAAUUAAAAUAUUUUAACAUAGUAAUUAAUGUUGGGUUUAUGUUGCAACUUAAUGUCCAACCCGUCACUGCUGUAGGUGACUAACCAUUACCACAGAAGCCUAAAGGAAUUGGUAGAUAAUCUUUGUAUUUAUAGUAAGCCUAUCUAUAUAACUGACUGUGGCUCUGUAGUGGGAAGUUAAUGUUUCUGUGGCCAUCAUGUCUUGGAAUGCCAUCAGGAGGGGGAGCAGGAUUGCCUCCCCCCGCUCGCUUAAUGGUGAUAUAAAAGGAGAUUUCUGUGGGACUGGCUGAACUCAGUGCCCAAGAAAGCGCUUUCUUUUAAAUGUUUUUAUUUUUCUGUGGCUAAAAAAUAAUAUUAAAAUUAUUACUCAAA